Molecule: messenger RNA, 2440 nt
Organism: Venturia canescens
Lineage: Eukaryota; Metazoa; Arthropoda; Insecta; Hymenoptera; Ichneumonidae
Product: potassium/sodium hyperpolarization-activated cyclic nucleotide-gated channel 4-like
Exons: 6
Biological process (GO): potassium ion transmembrane transport; regulation of membrane depolarization; sodium ion transmembrane transport
Cellular component (GO): HCN channel complex
Molecular function (GO): voltage-gated potassium channel activity
Source: RefSeq, a predicted model, not a curated record
CAUGCGCCCGCCACAUAGUAUUUGUUUUUUUUAUGGUCAUGCGUCGAGAUCGGCACCAUCGGCACUAUUUUUAUGAGCAAAAUGCGAAAACAUAAACUCCUGUAACGCAUUAUUCACGUUCUUAAUGUUUUAAAUAUUAUGGAUCUAAUGUCACUCGUACCUAGCGAAUUUCCUUUCGGAGACGACGAUCUCAAAGCGGCUCCACGUAUAGUUCACAAUUGUCAAGAGCCACGAGAAGAGGACGAAAUUGAUCUGCUUAUCACCGGCAAUCGAAUUGCUGACAAAAUAAAACGGUGGUUCAUUCGCAAACGUAUAUUAUCGAAAAAUCACCCCGCAACGAAGUUUUAUAUCAAAAGUUCUGCGGCGAUAAAUUAUGAAAUUGGCCGACACAUAAGAGCUUAUCAAUGGACGAUAUAUCCGUUCAGUGACAUACGAAGUUUUUGGGAAAACUUCAUGACUAUUUUUACUAUUUCAGCUCUUCUUGUAAUCCCUCUCAUUCUUGCUUUUGAUUUUCAUAUCAGCAGUAAAUCCCUGCACGUUAUUCUUUUCAUCGAUUUUGUCUUUGCUAUCGAUGUUAUUCUCUGGUUUUAUACUGGACACUACGAUAAUAGCACGAGGAUCAUAAUACUCGAUCAGAAAGUUAUUGCAAGUAAAUAUUUGAAGGGAUUCUUCGUGUUGGACUUUUUGUCGACCUUCCCCUUCGAAGUUUUGUGUGUACCUGUGAUUGGCAAAAAGUGGUAUUGCUCAGCUUGGAAUCUGGUGAAAAUAUACCGCCUUAGAACAAUUGUGUUGUAUUCAAGAAAUCUUUGUUACGUUAGUAUUCAAAAAUCCUCCGGAAUUUCAUUUAUUCUCAAAGCAAACCACGUCCAAAUGGAAAGUAUUGGAAAUUUUCAUUUGCAUCAUUUCAAUAUCGAACUGGACGAAAUCUUGUCGACUUUUUUUUGUCGAGCAAGAUCCAUUGCCACGGUCGAAGUAAAAUUGGUAAUCUUUUGAGAACUUGGCGCGUUCCAUCGGUUGAGUUCACCACUUCUAGAAUCGUUAAAAAACCUCCAUAAUCGAUCGACUCGAACUCUGCGCCCUAAGGAAACCGAAUUUCUUUUUCCACGACAGUUGUACAAGAUCUCAUUCCAAAAGUACAAAAUUUACGAGAUGUCGACGAUAAUAGUAAUCUGCAUCCAUUGGGCGACGUGUCUCGAGCUUUACGUAGCACUUGUCGGACCGACGAUAUGGCGCAGGUCGUGGCUGAUGUCAGAAAUAAUGAUGGACAAAGAUACAAGUUUGAAGAUUUAUUUAGCGUGUGCCAACCGUGCGACGGUUUCUCUAGUAUCGUCUUCCCAUUAUCUCGACAUGAAAACAACGGAGGAUAUUUUGCUGAAUCUCGUGUUGACUAUAGUUGGAAGAAUAGGCUUUAUCUACAUGAUUGCUCAAUUUCUUCAGUUGAUGACGACUUUUCAGUCUACGAGCAAAAGAGCGUUAAAACUACUGAGACAAUUGCAAGAAUACAUGCAGUACAAAGAAUUGCCUUUUUCGAUUCAACGAAGACUUCUUGAUUACUACAAAUAUUGCAACAAAAAGAAGUCCGAUCGAGACAAAUAUAUAAUCGAGCAAGUCUCUCCUUAUCUACGUGAAGAAUUGCUGCUCCACAAUUACUCCAGAUUGGUCGACAGCGUUGAUUAUUUUCGACACUUGCCCAAGACCGUCGUCGCUCAAAUAUUGCGAUUCUUGAAGAUUCAAGUUUACUUGAUUAACGAUGUCAUCGUUAAGGCUGGAACACCUGGCGAUGCUCUCUACUUCAUUGCUUCUGGGACCGUCGCUGUCUACAACAACAGUGGCAAAGAGGUUUGUCAUCUCGACGAUGGUUCCCACUUUGGAGAAGUUUCGCUGGUAAUGGAGAACGAGCAAAGAACGGCGACUGUGGUCGCUGUAGAAAUCUGUCAAAUUUGGGCUCUCAAGAGAAGCGAUUUUUUGGUGUGCAUAUCACCUUAUCCGAAUUUACUAAAUCAUUUGCAAAGAAUCGCCGUCGAUCGUUUGGAGAAAAAUCUAUUGGGCCGUAUUUAUAAAUACGACAAGUCCCGUUUAAUUAAUUCGAAGAAUACUCGUGAAACUGGAAGUCUAGGAUGAAGAAAAAGUAUGAAUCUAUCUCAUUAUCUUACCGUGGUUAUGAGAAUUUGAUGUCGCACAUUUUUCACUUUAAAAAUAUUCAAACGCUCCUAAAUCGUUAAUUUUUCUUUAUUUUUAAUCAAACAGUUAUACAAUCGUUCAUAACAAAUAUAUAAGUAAAAGUCAUAACCAGCAAACUUUAUAAAUGUUUCACGUGUUUUUAUAACCGUCUAAACUCUCUACUUUUUUUUAAAUUUUAUUAUUUCAGUUCUGGACGAAUAAAAAUAUUCAAAAAUUUUCUAAUAACCACAGCAGCAGCACGAAGAAAAAAACUCAACUA